AUGGAAGAAUCCAAUUUGAGUGAGGAGAAAAUUGUCAUUUACAAGCAUGUCGACCAUGGCAUUUUGAACCAGACACCAAAGGUAGUUCGGAUUUCGAUGAAGGACCCCGAUGCCACAGAUGAUGAAGAUGAAGAUGAAGGAUUUGUUAACCUUCUUAAGACAAAGAAGAUUGUGAAUGAGAUCAGAAUUGUGGAGAAGAAACCUUCCACCAGUGUGACAGUGAAACAAACUAAAGAGCCUGGUAGAAGAAAGUUUAGAGGAGUUCGUCAAAGGCCAUGGGGAAGAUGGGCGGCAGAAAUCAGAGAUCCUGUCAAGCGAUCAAGAAUCUGGUUAGGAACUUAUGACACUGCUGAAGAAGCUGCCAUGGUUUACGACAAAGCAGCAAUUAGUUUUCGAGGUUGUCAUGCUCUUACUAAUUUUAUCAAGCCUCCUACAAGUGAAGACAUGGACAUGUCUCCUGCAAUGGAAGACAUGCACCACAACACUCCUACAAGCGAAGACAUGCACAUGGAUGCUGUUUCUUUUGAAUAUGGUUGUUAUGAUGAAUCUCAAGGUAGUUGGAGUGGUUUGGUUGAGAAUGUGAGUGGUGGGACUGGUUCAACUAGAGAGUCUCAUUUGUCUUCACCCACUUCUGUUCUGGGACUUCAACAUGAGAAACAUGAGAAACUUGUGUCAGAAGAAGUUUUUGAAACAGAUGGUUUGUUUAUAGAAGAUCCAAGUUUUGAAGAUACUUUCUCCUUUUUAGAUUUAUAUUCACCAUCCAUUGAUUUUGAUUCUGGAAACAAUUUCAUGAAUGUGAUGGUUGACACUAAUGUAAAACAUUUUGAUGAAAAUCUGUGUGAUAUUUCCCCUCUUGGCAAUGAGAAUUUUCAAUCAUUCAACUGGGAUAUAGAUAGUUACUUCAAUGAUCUCUCUCCUCCUUAA
Messenger RNA from Vigna unguiculata (cowpea), 924 nucleotides. Its product is annotated as ethylene-responsive transcription factor CRF5-like. Gene Ontology annotation, biological process: regulation of DNA-templated transcription. Lineage: Eukaryota; Viridiplantae; Streptophyta; Magnoliopsida; Fabales; Fabaceae. Gene Ontology annotation, molecular function: DNA binding; DNA-binding transcription factor activity. The record is from RefSeq and is a predicted model, not a curated record.